CAUACCCAAUUCAUCCUUGUGGCAAUUUCCUAUUCUCCUACCUUAAGCAAACACUGAUUGCUGUCAAAUUGCCGAGGUUCGGCGGUGCCCAACUCAGUGUGCCACUUCACUCUUUAGCCGCACAUACAACACACCCCUUCUCUUUCUUCCCUAACUAAUACUAGCAUUAUCUCUAACUAAAAUGCCAGCCCCCGAUACGACUCCAGUAGACCCAGACCCCGCCAUGUCUGCCGAUCCAGCCGUUGACGUUGACCCAGCCCUCCGCGCGCUCCUCCGCCUCUCCCUGAGCAGUCAGGAGUACAAGCUCCUUCACGAGCGCGCGCCUGUUGCCGUUAAGAAGAACGCGCCGUCUCCGGCGAGAUUCGAGGCGAUUGUGCGACCGAAGGAUAAAUAUAAUGACGCUGCGAUAAGGGAGUCGUUACGGGUGUUUGUGGGUUCUGGGUUGUUGUUGAAGCUGGUUGAAGUCGUUAGUCGGCGCAUGAAGGGCGGUGUCGGCGCCGUUGCGAGCAAAAAACGAUCCAUCAUUCAUUCCCCCAACUUCCGCCUCCCUCUCGCCCUCGCCCUCGUUGUUUUCUUCCACCGUCGCCUGCAUCGCUUGUUCGCGCGCAUCCGCGCAAGCCUGCGCAUCGACAAAGCGCAGCCAUUCCGGGAGCGAAACCCGCGUCUAGCUAAGGCGUUGACGUCUCGAUAUGCACCUGCUGUCGGGGGGAGUUUGGCCGGCUUUGCGCUGGGGAUUGCUCCGCAGGCGCAGUUGCGGAUGACGGCGGCGAUUUAUAUGAGUACGCGGACAUUGGAGUUUCUGUAUAAUGUUAUGGAGGAGAAGGGGUGGUUGAAGAAUAAGCCGUGGUGGUUUGGGAGUUGGUUGUUAAUGCCUGUGUCGUGUGCGCAGCUGUUCCAUGCGUUUGUAUUUGAUCGCGAGACGGUGCCCAAGUGGUUUGGAAAGGUCGUUAUGAACUCGCCCAGUUACAUACAGAGUCGACCUGCUUUGCUUCCUGUGGAGAUUCCCUGGCCAGAGAACGAAGAAGUGGUCGAUUCACUCGGUAGCAUUGCCAACCUGCGCUGGCCGUACGUGAGAACGACUCCCAUGAAUUUUUACGAAAUUCUAAUCUACGCCUCCAGGCCCUUCACCUCGCCGAUCCUGCAUCCGUCCAAUCCCAACACCCUGCCAGCAGCGAUCAAAUCGAUAGCCCCGAUUACCGGGCCCGCUCAUCCCUCCAUCUCCAGUCUCUCGUGCGCACUCCUACACCCAGCCGUUCCCAGCUGCAACACAGCUUUCCUGCACCACAUUCUGCUCUCCGUCCCCCGGAUCGCCCGCUUUAUGACAACCGUCAUGCUAGCAAUCUCCAUUCUCAAAUACAAAUCCUUCACCACCACCCCCCUCGCCUCCUUCCAAACCCUCGCCAAACGCAUCCUCACCCUAACAGCCGUCCUCUCCACCUCCAUCGGCUCCACCUGGGGCAGUCUAUGCCUGUGGAACACGCUCCUCUCGCGCUCCGCCCUCCCGACAAAACGCUUCUUCCUCAGCGGCGCCCUAGGCGGCCUCCCCUUCGCCUUCCUGGGCAAUAACUCCCGCAGCGCAUUCAUGUCCAUCUUCCGCAGCGCUGUCGACUCCGCAUGGAAGUCUGGCGUGAAACGCGGGCUGUGGAAGGGCUGGACCGGUGGCGAUCUGGGACUGAUUGUGGUGAGCUGGGCAGUUAUGGGAGCGAUUCUGGAGAGAAGGCCUGGCGCUGUUCAGGCUGGGGGGUUGAGAAAGGGAUUGGCUUGGUUGAGGGGGGAUGGGUUCUUGGAUCCGGUUGAGGUGUUGGAGAGGAAGAGGGCGAGGAGGGCUGCGAGGAGAGAAGAGCGUGAGGUGGCUGAGGGUUAGGCUUGACUUUGGUUUUUAUGGUCUUCUUUUGGUUCUUCUGGGCUCGCUAGUUAUUAUUACCCUGUACUGCUAUGCGUAAUUACUAAAUCAGUUAUUAUACUGGCUUAUGAGUAUACAAGUCUAUGUUGCCUAGGCAUAUAUAGCCUACAACAACAACCACACGCGAUAAUACAUCACCAACUGACAGUAAUACACUGUUAGUCAGUAAGUCACUGGGUAUAUGCAGAGCGAAGUCUCAGAAGAGAGCGCGACAGUCAGUGUAUGCCA
Molecule: messenger RNA, 2131 nt
Organism: Aspergillus ruber CBS 135680
Lineage: Eukaryota; Fungi; Ascomycota; Eurotiomycetes; Eurotiales; Aspergillaceae
Exons: 3
Coding region: 182-1864 (560 amino acids)
Source: RefSeq, a predicted model, not a curated record